Molecule: messenger RNA, 2460 nt
Organism: Betta splendens (Siamese fighting fish)
Lineage: Eukaryota; Metazoa; Chordata; Actinopteri; Anabantiformes; Osphronemidae
Product: olfactory receptor 1D2-like
Exons: 3
Coding region: 1286-2251 (321 amino acids)
Biological process (GO): G protein-coupled receptor signaling pathway
Cellular component (GO): membrane
Molecular function (GO): olfactory receptor activity; G protein-coupled receptor activity
Source: RefSeq, a predicted model, not a curated record
AUUUACGGGUAACUCUCCCCUCUCCCAGGCUUCCUGAAUGUCCCACCGGCUUUAUUUGUUAGAAAACAGUUUGAGUUUGAGAUCGAGAAUCUUUCUAAAUGGAAACGAUAUUGCCGAUUGCUGCACAUAUGGCAUCACGUACUACCCAUGUGUGACUGGCAGCUCCAGCAUUGGCCGCCAUAGCUGCAUCAGCCUCUGAUCGCAGGUUUGCAGACAUUUCUAAAAGCAGAGGCCUGAAAAGGCUGAGCGUCCUGAAUGAACAGGAAAAGACCGGGGCUUGUGGUUGUCCGGCCUUGAUGCUCACUCCUCCUCAUACCAGAGGCUUCAAACGCAGACAUGAGCCCAUCCGUCCACAGAGUCUGCAUGUUCUCCCCGAGUGUGACUUUCCAGGUUCCUUCCACAGUCCAAAGACGUGCAGUCAAGUUCACUGGAGACUGACUUACCCGCAGUUGAAGUGGGUGUUUGUCUGAGUGUGGCCUGUGAUGGUGAUGAACCAGGUCAGUACCACACAUUAAUUAAUAGAACUAAUCCCUCUUCUAGCAGCGGGGAUACAUUAAAGUUAGAAGGCCUUAGAACGGGUCGGCUCUGAAUGGAUUCAUGGGAUGAUCUGCAGCUGUAGCGCUGGUGUCUGUGACAUUUUGAGGUUCUUUUUUUCAUCUGGAUAAAGUUGAAUUAGUUGAUGCUGAUGUCAGAGAUGUUGCCAUGGCCGCCCCUCAGAGCUGUAUAAGAGCUGCGGUGCCGCUGCAUGGGUUACUGCAGUAGUCAGCGAUGAGCUGUGGGAUCUGACCCAGUGUUGCUGUGAUUUGUUUCCAACAGGAUUCACAUUCUGUGAUUCGUUUUUUAGAGAAAUUAAUUAACAUGUUUGGAUGCUGUAUCAGAGAAUUUGAUGUGUUUUUCUGGAGCGUUUUCUUUAGUCUCAUGAACCUGCUGAGUUGAGUUUUCUCAUUUAACACACGUUUAACAGUUUAUUUGUGCUCAGUCGUACACAUUGUGUCUGCUUUUGUUUUUCUAACUGAUCAGAAAACAGAGAAAAGGACAUUCUUUGUGUGUUAAAGGGACAGUUUUAAUGUUGUGUUGAUGAGUGACUAUUGUGGUACAUGUCUGAGGUUUCUGCCUCUGACCUCUGCUGAUGUUUUUAAUCCUUUGAACUGUUUGAGCGUUUGUGUUUCUGGACUGAACACAGUUCAAAGACAACUGAACUAGAUGUUUGAUGCCUCUUGGAACCUCUGGACAUGAAACUGUUGAUGAUGGGUUAUCAUAAUUCCAGUUUUUGUCAUCUGAUCUGAUGGAGAAUAACACUGAGCUUGUCUUUGUGCUUCAGGGUCUGAAUGAUUCUCAGACAAACCGGCGGUUGUUCCUCACCUUUGCCCUGAUGUCGUACCUCAUCACUGUCUUCAUCAACCUGAUGCUGAUCACCACUAUAUGUUUGGAAAAAGGGCUUCAUGAGCCCAUCUACCUCUUUUUAUGUAACCUGUGUUUCAAUGGAAUCUGUGGAGCGUCUAGUUUCUACCCGAAGCUGCUUCACGACCUUCUGCUCGACUCCUACGUCAUCACAUACACUGGCUGCUUGACCCAGGUUUUCGUGGUGUACAGUUAUGUUUUCUGUGACUUCACAACUCUCUCCGUUAUGGCGUACGACCGCUACCUGGCCAUCUGCAGGCCUCUGCAGUACCACUCGCUUAUGACGGGGCACAAGGUGGCGCAGCUGCUGCUGCUCAGCUGGAGCUUUUCGCUGCUGGAAACGCUGCUUGCUGUGAUCAUGACGUCACAGCUCACAAUCUGCAGCCGCCAGCUUCACAAGCUGUUCUGCACCAACUGGGAGGUGGUGAAGCUGUCGUGCUCGAACACCACCGGCAACAACGUGUACGGUUACGUGGUCAUGUUUUUACAACUGUCACAGAUGGGAUUCAUCCUGGUGUCCUACACGCGCCUCGUCCGGGCCUCACUACAGUCACGGUCCAACCGCACCAAGUUCGUUCAGACGUGUUUGCCUCACCUGGUCACGCUGCUGGUCUUCACGUCUUCUCUGCUUUUUGACACCUUGUACUCCCGUUAUGGCAGCAGCUCGCUGGUGACGCUACAGAACGUGCUGGCUGUCUGGUUCCUGGUGGUGCCACCGCUCCUCAAUCCCAUCAUCUAUGGCAUCAACCUGCGGCAGGUCAGGUACAGGAUUGUCCACAAGUUCACCCGCAGGCUGUCACUAAAUCAGCCUGAAGCUGGCCUCAGAUUCCCACAUCGCUCUGUCUCUUGAACUGUUGUCAUACUUGACUGAGAUGAAACUGAACAUAUAAUCAAUGGUUCCCUGAAGGCUUUUACAUUUACUGUUGACUAGAUAAUAUACAGUUAUUUGUUCAUCCUCUAUUUCCUAAUCAGAAAACUGGAGCUGCUGAUUUCAGACAAUGUAUUAAGAAAAUUUUAGUUACAUGGUGGCAGCAUUAAAGAAGAACUCGCACACCUUUA